Pteronotus mesoamericanus is the source of this 995-nucleotide messenger RNA. RefSeq names its product mitochondrial ribosomal protein L22 (gene MRPL22). The transcript is spliced from 7 exons. Bases 49 to 681 code for a protein of 210 amino acids. Gene Ontology annotation, cellular component: ribosome; mitochondrial large ribosomal subunit. NCBI's taxonomy places the organism in Eukaryota, Metazoa, Chordata, Mammalia, Chiroptera, Mormoopidae. Gene Ontology annotation, molecular function: structural constituent of ribosome. The record is from RefSeq and is a predicted model, not a curated record. Gene Ontology annotation, biological process: translation.
UCCAGACCCUGAUUGAGCUCGGAGGCUUCCGUAGAGGGUGGGAGAAAGAUGGCGGCGGCCAUUCUGGAACGGUUGGGUGCGUUAUGGAUGCAGCAUCUGAGGGGGAAGCUGGCCUCGCGGCUUCUUCCAUCUCAGAGUAUUUUACCCCAGUCACACCUCCACACAAGUGCUUCUCUUGACACUUCUCGAAGAUGGGAGAAAAAGAAUAAAAUUGUUUAUCCUCCACAACUGCCUGGAGAACCUCGGAGACCAGCAGAAAUCUACCAUUGUCGAAGACAAAUAAAGUACAGCAAAGACAAGAUGUGGUAUUUGGCAAAAUUGAUUCGAGGAAUGUCUAUUGACCAGGCUUUGGCUCAAUUGGAAUUCAGUGACAAAAAAGGAGCCCAAAUAAUUAAAGAGAUUCUUUUAGAAGCACAAGAGAUGGCAGUGAGAGACCACAAUGUGGAAUUCAGAUCCAAUUUAUACAUAGCUGAAUCCACCUCAGGGCGAGGCCAGUACCUGAAACGCAUUCGAUACCACGGCAGAGGUCGCUUUGGGAUCAUGGAGAAGGUUUACUGCCAUUAUUUUGUGAAGUUGGUGGAAGGCCGUCCACCUCCCUGCGAGGCACCAAAGACAGCAGCCACCCACGCCAAAGAAUACAUCCAGGAGCUUCGAAACCGGACCAUCAUCCACACUCUGUGAUGGGGGAUCUCAGACUCCACAGUGUACAUAGUUUGCCAUUUAUUUCCUAAAAACAAACAAUAAUUAAAGAUGAAUGUUUUUAUGACUUGUCAUUGAAUUAUUGAAAUACGAAGUACAACUGAUAGUUUUUCUAUAAGGUUGCCCAUCGCUCUGAGCCUCUGGGAAUGUUUUGUGCAUUUCCAAUUUGGAAGGGCAAAUCGGCUUUAAAUAUAGUAAGACACUAUAAUUCACUAGGCUUUUUUGAGUACCUUUUGAAGGAAAUGUUAACUUUUCCACUAGCGUCCUGCAGAUGGAAGUUUCGAUACUGGACGUGA